Molecule: messenger RNA, 2844 nt
Organism: Osmerus eperlanus (European smelt)
Lineage: Eukaryota; Metazoa; Chordata; Actinopteri; Osmeriformes; Osmeridae
Product: TSC22 domain family protein 1-like
Exons: 2
Coding region: 652-2589 (645 amino acids)
Biological process (GO): negative regulation of apoptotic process; positive regulation of cell population proliferation
Cellular component (GO): nucleus; cytosol
Source: RefSeq, a predicted model, not a curated record
UAAAAAAACGAGGUCCGUUUAAGGGGUCUGAGGACAUGCGCAGUAGGCGUGUUUGCAUUCGCUCAGUCACCUCCCACCUCAGUGACAGCGCGAGGCAGCUGGGCUACACCGCCGCUGUUACCGGGAGCGGUAAAGAAGCUAGGGGAUGAGACAGCAAUCGUAGAAAGAGAUAAGGUGAAUAACUCCACGCAUUUAGAUCUGACAAAAGAGGAAUAUCGUCAACCAACAUCACGUUUUCUUCCUGGGAAUGUGUCAUUAAGUUUAUCUUUUCGUCGUAAAAACACGUUUGACCAAUGAGAUUUGUGGAAGAUGAGACUCAACGCCUCGCAGCGAUGGGGUUGAUGAGGUCUUGCGGCAGGAGCUGAACUUGAAGCUCCAUUAUCAACGUCACGUUAUCUUUGCAUGACAUAUGUUUGUUACCAUUUAAAAAUUGUAUUAGUUAUAAAUUACACGACUGAUAGUCAUUGAAGUGUACAGAAAAGGCGUCUGUAUCCGCAUUUACCCAGCUAGCUAGCAGCGUCAGCUGGCUAGCCAGUAGUGGGACAGCUAACCUUGGUUAGCAAGUGGGCUAGCUAACGUAGUCUGCUAUCACAACAGUCCCGUACUUUUAGUACUGAACUGUUGGCCCUUCUACUGCCCUGGUCGGACCAAAUGCAACACCAGGACUAUUCAGGAGAUCCGUCCGGAGGUAGGAAAAUGUCGCACCCUACAGCUUUCCACCACAGACGGGGCAGCGGCAGUACAUCUGCGUCAUCUGUUGCGGCGAGCGGCAGUCACGUUAACCCCACAGAAGACCAUCAAACUCCGCCGCAGCCUCUAAACCAGCCCGGCUCCUCUUCCCCCGGGCCCCACCAACACCCCCACAGCGCGAGCACUGCCCCUCAGUCUCAGUCCGUCGUGAAGAAGAAGAGCGGCUUCCAGAUCACAAGCGUCACCCCGGCCCAGAUCUCCGUGAGCACCAACAACAGCAUAGCGGACGACACGGAAAGCUAUGACGACAUGGACGAGUCGCACACGGAGGAUCUCUCCUCCUCGGACAUGCUUGACGUGUCCGUGUCCCGGGCCACAGACACUGGCCUCCCCGAGAGAAGCUCUUCAGACGAGACUCUAAACAGCCUCCAAGGGGUGGAAACCCCUGGACUGGUGUCCCCCAAUGAGCCCCUGCACCCCCACUCCCUCCCCACUGUGUCUCAGCAGCAGCAGUUGGUGAACGGGGCUGCCCACUCGCUCCAGCUCCCCCCCUGCUUGCAGAGUGUGGAGGCUGCAGCUCCUCUGCCCCCUGCCGCCCUGGCAGAGACACAGCCACCCCGCAGCACGAGCCUGGCACAGGCUAACGCUACUGCUGUCAGCAACACUCUUCUCUCUUUAGGCCCCAUGGCCCUGGGCAGCGCUGUGCAGGGAGGAGGAGCUGGGGGCCCAGCUGGGGGCCUGGCUGGAGCUGGGGGCCUGGCUGGAGUGGGAGGCCCAGCUGGGGUCACAACCACCACUCAGACACAGUCUACCCCUGGCUCUCGUUUCCGUGUGGUGAAGCUGGACUCCAACUCUGAGCCCUACCGGAAGGGGAGGUGGAUGUGUACGGAGUACUAUGAGAAGGAGGUUCCCCCUGCAGCUGCCGAUGCCAGCCCCAGGCCUGGGGAGGCCCCGCCCCCUGAGGGAGAGGCAGGAGGAGCAGCAGGAGGAGCAGCCCCUGCACCCCAAACCCUGCAGCCUUAUCAGCAGCACACGCAAGACUUCACCAGCCCACAAGCCAUCCAGAACCUCCCUGCUCUGGUCCAGAGCCCCCCCCUGACUCAUACAGGCCCUCACGAUCCUGGCACUAACCUGGUCCAGCCAGGACUGUCCAGCCUGGCCUCCUCUCUUCCCUCAACCCCCCAGGUCAUGACCCUGGCUCCUUCUGGCAUGGUCCAGCACCUGUCCUAUGCUGUGGACGCGCAGCCAGCCCGUGGGUGCUAUCCUGCCCAGCUCUCCACAGGGCUGCUGGCCAUGGCUGGGGGCAGGCAGCCGGACUUCAUCCAGCCCACCGCCCCCUUCCAGGCCCAGGCCCAGGCCCCUCUGGCCCCCGCCCCCACAGGAUCUUCCCUGGUGGGGCUCGGUGGUGCCAGUCAGCCCCUUCAGGGUCAGGCCCCUUCCUCCCAGCCUGUCUUUGCUCCAGCCCAGCCCUCCUCCAGCCCCCGGGCUCCUACUCACAGCACCACCUACCUUCCUCUGACCACCCUACAGGCCGACCUCCAGCCUCUCCUGACACACGGCAUGGCCCUCAGCCAGGCCCACGGCGGGGCUGCUCACCUGGGCAGCAUGCCCUCCCUGACGGCCUCUCAGCUCCAGGACGCCCAGAGGCUGCUGUUCCAGCACCAGGGCCUUGCAGGGCUACCCAGGCUGGGGGCCACGGGCGGUGGGGAGCCGGGCGCAGAGGCCAGGGCUGCUGGGGGCGCAGAGGCCAGGGCUGCUGGGGGCGCAGAGGCCAGGGCUGCUGGGGGCGCAGGCAGGGGGGAGGCGGGCGCAGAGGCCAGGGCUGCUGGGGGCCUGGGCCACUUUGGAGACACUGACGCAGCGCUGAGGAGCCAGCCUGCAGACGAGGAGGACAGGUGAGGAUGAACUGGGGAUGAGAGUGUGCGGGAGGGAUGAGUGCGUGUUUACAUGCGAGAGUUGUGAGGGAGGGGGGCUUGUCUAUACUUUGUGAGACGAGCCCCCCACACACACACACACACACACACGAUAAGAGGAACAGCUGAUUUCCCCCAGUUAGAUGUGUGUAUCAUGUCUCCUUCUGUGGACUGUGGUCCUGUGUUCAGGUACAAUGCAUGCAUGUUAGUGUGUGGCACGCUUCUCUCCCCCAGAGCCAGU